AUGGAGAGAAAUGGCAAAUGUAUCUUUCCAUUCUACUAUAGAAAUGGAAAGUUCUAUGACUGUGUCAAGUUCAACGCAAAACACAAGUGGUGCUCCUUAAAUGAGACUUACCAAGGGUACUGGAAGUAUUGUUCUGAAGAAGAUUUUGCAAAAUGUGUGUUUCCCUUCUGGUACAGACGCAUGAUCUACUGGGAAUGCACUGAAGAUGGGGACGCAUUUGGGAAAGAAUGGUGUUCGCUGACCCAAAAUUAUAACAAGGACAAGGUUUGGAAAUACUGCAACUGA
Messenger RNA from Ceratotherium simum simum (southern white rhinoceros), 285 nucleotides. The record is from RefSeq and is a predicted model, not a curated record. Lineage: Eukaryota; Metazoa; Chordata; Mammalia; Perissodactyla; Rhinocerotidae.